This is a messenger RNA of Bacillus rossius redtenbacheri, 5249 nucleotides long. RefSeq names its product divergent protein kinase domain 2A-like. NCBI's taxonomy places the organism in Eukaryota, Metazoa, Arthropoda, Insecta, Phasmatodea, Bacillidae. The record is from RefSeq and is a predicted model, not a curated record. The coding region runs from base 344 to 1633 and encodes 429 amino acids. The transcript has 7 exons.
GAUUAUUGAGUCCAAUCAAUUAAUUUAGAGGUUAAUGUUUUUCGGACAAUUAUCUGAAAAGAUUCCCUCCGUUAUUAUUAUCAUUAAUUAUUUGUCAUAUUUUCUGUAAGUUUUAUAUUGCAAGAGAUAAUAAAAAAAACAACGAAAAUUCACAUAAGUAUGUAGGAUUUUUAGGUGUGUGGAACAAGUUUGUACUAGUUGUACUGUAUUUGUAAUGUUUUGUUGAGCAAGGUUUGAUAAGGACGUUGCAAAUAAGAAAGAAAAAAAAUGACAAAUUUUUGGUGUGAAUCUAAACCUUUGAUGGUAGCUGCUUGAAAGUGAACAGAAAAGCUGCUCUCAAGACAUGGCAAAAUGUCUUCUGUCAUGGUGCUACAUACGCGGCAUGCUGAGGCGCUUGCUCCGGAAGGCUCCGAGGAUGACGUGGAGGCUGCUUGCACUGCUGCUGGUGACGUGUGCCGUGCUGGGCUGGUGGUUCGCCGGGUACCUGCUGGUGGCGCCCGGCGCGGGGGAGCUGACCGAGGUGCACAAGUGCCCCAGCUGCUACGGGGUCACGGCGUGCCCCGCGUUCAUGCUGGGGCAGGUGGAGCUGACGGGCGCGAGCCGGCUCGUGAGGCUCCUGGACCUCGUCGGGGGCAGGAACGUGAUGUUCGCCACGCACGGGGACCGGCGGGUGGUGCUCAAGCGCCUGGGCAACCGCCGCGAGCUGGCCGAGCUGGACGCGAGGAUCUGCCGCGAGAUGGGGCGUCGGCCGGGUUGUCGCGUGGGCGACGCCAUGUGGAAGGUCAAGGACGUCCGCUCCCUCAUCGCAAGCCUUCUGGACAUGCCGGACGUCAGCCCUAAUUCGAGCGACUCUUACAGGAGUCUUCACCUGUGUCCGUCGACCACCAACGUAGACCUGUUCCUCGAGAAGAUAUUCCUUCGUUACCGAGCCAUCGGAAGAGAGAUUCUGUACACAAAUAUUUGGACAAUGUUGUUGAUCAAUCCGGAACCUAUUAUUUUGCAGGUGCUGCCGGCGGAGGAGGGCUGGCCAGUGCCCCGGUACCUCGGAGCCUGCGGCCGGAUCGCGGUCCAGGAGUAUGCUGGGGAUAUGCUGACGAGCCACCACGGGGCCCCGUGGCUCAGCCGGGCUAGCAUGGCGUACCAGCUGCUCUCCGCGGCCGAGCAGUUCACGUCCGGCCACCCGCACUUCCGCUUCUACCUCACGGACGUGUCCCCGGACAACAUCGCCGUCGACCCCGCGGGGGUCGUCCGGUUCGUCGACCUGGAGAACGUCGUGGUCCUUGACAAGGCGGCUGGCGUGAACGGGGAACUAAAGAUGUGGGAUCGACGCCACACGAGCGAACACAUAGAAUGCGAAGGCUGCUUUGCAUUUUCAGUUCAAGAUCUGUGCAGCCACCAUGUGAGCGACCACAACUUCUACGCGGUGUGCCAGGAGCUGCUGCUGCCGGCAGGAGCGUCCCCCGGCGUGAUGCCCGGGGGCCUGCUGCAUGAUGUGCCCCCACACGUACUCGCCAGCCACCCGCAGCUGCCUCGGCUGAUAGAGCACUGCGCCCGGCCCCCACCGCACCUCGACAGAGCGACGGCCGCCCACAACCUGGCACGCCUGCUCGCCAACAUCACCGCGCAGUCGUAACGAUCAUUCUUCCACAGACACCACUGUCAUUUCCUCAAGCAUCUGGUUUCGACGUGAAUGUGCAUUCCUAUUUACGGAACUGCAAAACACAUCAUAGUGUGAAAGCGCGAAAAUUUCUACGCCAUGGAUGAUAAGCUGUGGUGUGAUGAAAGGAAUGUCAGCCGUAGCAGCAAUGAUCUUCAGCAUGAUAGUGAUGGGGAAAAUGAUUAACAGUUGUAAAAAAUUGUGUUAAUUUUCUUAAUUUUGUUAAUUUUUUUUUUACAUUUUGAAUGGAAGCAUUAUUAAUGGCAUUAAAUAUUAAUUAAACAUUUCUAAUUCUCCUACAGAUUUAGACAAGAUAUUUAAAAAAAAAUUAUUUAGAUUAUUUUUUUUAGUAAUUUGGUGCAGUGACUUCCUACUAAGCAAGGAAAGAACAAAGGUGAGUUAAUAAUUUUUCUUGGAACCUUGACUUAUAUAAUUAGAGGUUUUCUUACAUUCAGGGUCGACUUAUUUUCAGGAGAAUAUACCUAUCCCUCACUUAGCACGUCUUCAGAUUGCGCGAAUUCAUUUAGCGCAAUGUUAAUUUUACUGCCCCAGUCUUGGAUAGCACAUCUGUAAAUUUCAGUUAGCGCGAAAUUUCUACAGGCAAAAAAAAGUCUGAAGUCUGUUUCAACUUCUGUAAACAAUAGAUGUGCCGUGGCAUGCAGUUAGGUAGGUAUAGGAAGGGGGGUGGGGGGGGGGGAAGAGAUGCGCGCACAGGUCUGACUACACUAUCAGCUGUUGUACAAACAUCAGCUAUGGCAAGUUAAGUUGCGGCUAUGGAGUGUAAAGGACCAAAUAUUUUUACAUCCGCGCGUAUACCGCCGUGUACCACAGACCGGGCGGCAAGGCCGCGUCACGCGUCAGGUACCUGAGCCGAAUGAAAGUAUUUCUCAAUUUGAUUAACCUGCAAACAUUUGGCAUAGAUUCACCUUACUUUGCAAGCAGCCAUGCUAUAAGUUUAGUCAAAAAUUGCAUCUUGUAUAUAGUUUUUUUUCAUUAUAUUCCUACAUCUUUUUUUUCUUCUAUGUUCUAUCCAUUAGUACCUACUACAUUAUGUGAGUUAUCAAACAUCUUACAUUUUUUUUUCUGUUACAUAUGUAUUUGUACAAACCUUUCUUUAGUGUUUGUUUUCACAUAUUGUUCAUUGUUCUGUCUAUUCCUGAUGCAUUGCUGUAGAUCAGAUAUUUUCCGAAUGUGUUUUUCAUUCCUAUAUCAUACAAAUUCUGAUAUAGUUCCUUUAUAUGUACCAUUCCAAAAAAAAAAUUUUUUAAAUAGGAUCUGAAAUGUAAUGGCUUUUGUCAUAUCAGACAUCACUGACUAGCAUUGUUACAAUUUAUUAAUAAUUGAAGAAAAAUUUUAGGUUCAGAAUGUACUAGUUCUUUUAAAUUAUGUAAAGGAGGUAGAUGAAAUGCAAUGUUACAGGCCAGUUGAUAGCAUUGAACAUCGGACAUUAUUAAAAGUAUGUAAUUAAAUGAUUUAUGUGUUUUAUUGAAAAUAUUAUUCACGCUUGUAGAAAGGUUUUGAAACAUUAUUAUUUUGAAUUUCAUCUAAUUUCAAUUUUACGUGGAACACAUUCACAUAAUACACAUUGUGCAUAGCACGGAAUCAAACAGCGAUAAUUUGUUUGAUAAAUAAAUAUUUCUUUUAUAUCUAUUUCAGAUAGUGGUCUAUAAGGACAUUCAUAGCACAGCGUGAAAUUGUUAGGGAUGGUGUGUCAUUUGCAGUAGAGUUGAACAUUCGUAAAAUUUGCUCCCACCUCUAUCAAGGUAAGGAUUUUACUACAAUGUUCCACUGCAUAAAAUAGAGUUGUUUUACAGUUGACCACCAUUAUAAGCCUAUUGUGUGGAAGCAAGAUUUGUAGAUUGUAACUCGAAAAAGAAUUGCUGCAGUGACUGUGUGGUAUUGUAUUAAUAGCUAAGUUUAAAGCAGUGUAAAUUUCUACAUCCUAAAAACUUAAAUAUGUCAUGAAAACGGAGUUCUCACUGCAAGAACAAGUGAGGGAUAGGUUUUAUGGUUCAGAGAUUAAGAAAAUUAUGUAAAGAUAGCUGGCAUGAUUAUGUUUGAAGGCCACAUAUUUCAGAUGUGUGUAAAUAUUAUUCACUUAGAAUAUCAAUUUUAAAAAAAAUUAUUUGGCUAUGUUAGUAUUGUUAUCUUUUUUCUAAUUUUUUAAAGAAGUCCAGUGGUUGACCUAGCUUUUAGCGCACUCAAAAGUAAAUAAAAAAAUGUAGUGAUAAAAUUUUUCUUAGUUUACCACUUUCUUCUAAAUGCUCGAAGCUAACUAAAUAACCUGAAAAAAGAAAAGACUGAAAACAUACUAACAAACUAUUUGGUUGAAUGCUUUCAUUAAGUGCUCUUGUAUUUCUAAUACUGUUCCUUUAUAUUUUAGAUUCACAUUUACUACUAGUAUGUAUUAGUAAAGCACUAGCUGCAGUACUCUGUGUUGCCUGGACUGAACACAGGGUGAUAUAUUGUCCGCAAAUUAAAGCAAAAAGGAUAGCGCUAUAUAUGACAGUGUGGUGGACAUAGAAAAAUAACACACAAUUGCUGUUUAUAUGUGUAUGACCUAUGAUUUUCUGUUUACCCAUGGCGAUCAGUUAAAUGCUGUAGAAGUUCAUGUGUUACAGCGCCAUCUAGUGGCAAGUUAUAUUAAAAUGUGUAUUGCAAAAAUAUUCUCUGUGUUAUAAUAUCUAUGUACACCAAUUUUCAUGAAGAUUGGUUGAAUGGUGUAGAAGUUGAUGCACUACAGCACCAUCUAGUGGCGAGUUAUAGUAAAAUAGACAUCGCGAAAAUAUUCUCUGUGUUAAAAUAUCUAUGUAUACCAAUUUUGAUGGUGAUUGGUUGAAUGAUUUUGAAGUUGAUGCACUGUAGCACCAGCUAUCAGCGAGUUACAAAAAAUGUAUAGCAUAAAAAGUAUAAACUUUCUCCAUGAAAAAAAACUUGGAUGUGCCAACUUUCAUGGCGAUCGAUCAAACGGUUUCAGAGUUUAUAAACUUCAUACAUACCAACAUCCUAUUAUAUAUAUGUAUAUAUGUAAAUAUGUAUACCGUAUUUACUCGUGUAUAGCGCGCCCUCGUGUAUAGCGCGCACCACGAUUUUUGCAACAAAUUCCAAAGAAAAAAAAAACCCCGUAUAUAAAUUUUACUAACAUUUUGUGGUACCUGUUAAAUAAUUACGUAUGAAACAAAUGAUAAUUUAAAUUGAUGUGUGGUGAUGCGUCAGGAAAAUACUUAAACUCUGCUGUGUAGACGGAAGAUAAUGAAGCGCUGUAUCGUCACAACUGGUACUUGGGCGGAGGGAGGCAGGCAGUAGCAGAGACGCGGGAAGAAUAAGAUGACUCACCGGUAGCAGCUGCGACGAGGAAGCGAAGGAAGUGGGAGGGGGAAUGGCGACAACAUUCUCUCUCUUUUAUUUUACUAGCUGCUGCACUGGCUUUCUCUAGAGGGGGAGGUCUAAAAAUAAACAAGAGACGUGCGCGCGCGCGCGCUGUGAACGUGUGUGUGCGAGAGACCAGGUUGUGUGUGUGUGUGUGUGUGUGUGUGUGUGUGUGUGUGUGUGUGUGUGUGUGUGUGUGUGUGUGUGUGUGUGUGUGUGUGUG